Esox lucius (northern pike) is the source of this 4021-nucleotide messenger RNA. RefSeq names its product ATP-binding cassette, sub-family G (WHITE), member 4b (gene abcg4b). Gene Ontology annotation, molecular function: ABC-type transporter activity; ATP hydrolysis activity; ATP binding. The coding region runs from base 801 to 2768 and encodes 655 amino acids. The record is from RefSeq and is a predicted model, not a curated record. Gene Ontology annotation, cellular component: plasma membrane. The transcript is spliced from 17 exons. NCBI's taxonomy places the organism in Eukaryota, Metazoa, Chordata, Actinopteri, Esociformes, Esocidae.
GGCUUCAAAUAGUUAUUAGCCAACUUGCAGGUUUACUUCCCUUCAAACCUGGAUAAUUUAAUUGGAUUUGGAAGAACAAAAGUAGGAGGCCUUGCCUAUUUUCCCAUGAGAAAAAAAUUGGCUAUUUUAGCUACAUCUCGCCUCAAAACGGAUCCAUGGUCUUCCUCAGAAACCUCUCAUGUAACGCCCAAGACGCUGGCGCUGGAUGCUAAACUGGCUGUAGAUGCCACUGGAAGUUGCGGAAUGCUGUGAAGAUAACAGGCUAAGCACCGCAAGGCAAGGCAAACUUGAGAAGCGGCUAGUGGAAGAUCUGUCAUUGAAUCAGUUGGGAUUUUUUUUAGGGAAAUUACAUUACAUUUUUUGUUACAAAAGCAUAGAGCACUUACGUUGUCUUUCCUAAAUUAGUUCGGAAUAAUUGACAGGCUCUGGCAUCAAGGGAUUAGGACUGGACAUUUCAAUUCCAAGAUAGAGCUCUGCCAAUCGUUGAGCACAUCAGGAUUUACUCGUUCUGCAUCAGGAUUUACAUCAUUCACCUGAUACAGCAAGGAACAGAAGACAUUCCUGUUGUCCUGAUUUAACUUCAGGAGAAUGUGUCUGUGCCAAGAUCUGUAACAAGUGAAAUUCUAGGAGCAUACCAUUCCCAUACAUUGGAUGAGAGCGGUGCUUGGUGGUGUACCUCAAACUACUGCAAGUUUCCCAAGACUCAGCUCCGAGCUUCAGCCCCCAGUCUCAGCCCUCCACCCUCCCAGAUUAAGGGUGGCACAUUUGGAAGAGGAUAUUCCUAACAGGAUUUAAUCGCCAUGUGGUUCAAGAAUGGUGGUACGGCCGAUAGUGGCAUGGUGGAGAAGCCCUCUGAACCCCAGUCAUUCAACAUCCCGAUGGAAGAGACCAUCUGUAAUGGGGGAACACAGGAGCCACCUGUGCUGACACAUCUAAAGAAGGUGGAGAAUCACAUCACAGAGGCCCAGCGUUUCUCCCAUCUCCCCAAGCGUUCGGCGGUGGACCUGGAAUUCAAAGAGCUCUCCUACAUCAUCCAGGAAGGGCCAUGUUGGAGAAAGAGAGGUUUUAAAGCCUUAUUGAAGAGCCUGUCGGGGAGAUUCUGCACUCGAGAGCUAAUUGGAAUAAUGGGACCCUCAGGAUCUGGCAAGUCCACUCUGAUGAACAUCCUGGCUGGCUACAGGGAAACGGGUAUGAAAGGGAAGAUCCUAGUAAACGGGAAGCCCAGAGAUCUCCGCACAUUUCGUAAAAUGUCCUGUUACAUCAUGCAGGAUGACAUGCUACUGCCACACCUCACUGUCCAGGAGGCGAUGAUGGUUUCUGCCAACUUGAAACUCAGUGAGAAUACGGAAGUUAAAAAAGAACUGGUGAAUGAGAUCCUGACUGCUCUAGGGCUCCAGGAGUGUGCUCACACUCGCACAAACUCCCUAUCUGGGGGGCAGUGUAAACGCCUAGCCAUCGCUCUGGAGCUAGUCAACAACCCCCCAGUCAUGUUCUUUGAUGAGCCAACCAGUGGGCUGGACAGUGCCUCUUGCUACCAGGUGGUCUCCCUCAUGAGAUCUUUGGCUCAGGGAGGACGUACCAUCAUCUGCACCAUCCACCAGCCCAGUGCCAAGCUCUUUGAGAUGUUUGAUAAGCUGUACAUCCUGAGUCAGGGCCAAUGCAUUUACAAAGGCACCGUCCAGUACCUCAUCCCCUAUUUGAAGAACCUGGGUCUCCACUGUCCUACCUAUCACAACCCGGCAGACUUCAUCAUCGAGGUGGCUUCGGGGGAGUAUGGAAACUUGAAUCCUGCUCUGUUUGAGGCGGUCAAAGGGGGAAUGUGUGCCAUAGAAGAGAAAAACAACUCCUGUGACAAAGAAGAUUCAUCUGCCAUCUGUCCGACCAAGUGCCCAAAAGACUCAGGAGACAUUGAAAGCCAUUCAUUUGCCACAAGCACUUUUACACAGUUCCGCAUACUCUUCCACAGAACUUUCAUAACAAUUUGUAGAGACCAGGUGCUUACACAUCUACGGCUGAUGUCACACAUAUCUAUAGGAGUUCUGAUUGGCUUGCUCUACUUGAACAUCGGCAAUGAUGCGGACAAGGUCUUUAACAACACUGGCUUCCUCUUCUUUUCCAUGCUUUUCCUUAUGUUUGGAGCUCUGAUGCCCACCGUGCUCACAUUUCCUCUAGAGAUGUCAGUGUUUUUGAGGGAACAUCUGAAUUAUUGGUACAGCCUGAAGGCUUACUAUCUAGCUAAGACCAUGGCUGACAUUCCAUUUCAGGUCAUCUGCCCCAUCAUGUACUGCAGCAUAGUCUACUGGAUGACAGAUCAGCCUCCGGAGGCCGUACGCUACCUGCUCUUUGUGGCAUUAUCCAUCAGCACGGCCCUGGUAGCCCAGUCGCUGGGGCUCCUGGUUGGUGCUGCCUCCACAAACCUCCAGGUGUCCACUUUUGUCGGGCCUGUCACUGCAAUCCCUGUCCUUCUGUUCUCUGGCUUCUUCGUCAACUUUGACACCAUUCCCAAGUACCUGCAAUGGAGCUCCUACGUUUCUUACGUCAGGUAUGGCUUUGAGGGGGUGAUCUUAUCCAUAUAUGGGAUGAACCGUUCAGAGCUGCAUUGUCCGGGGAAAGCGUGUAAGUUCCAGCAGCCUGAGGAGGUACUCCAACUGUUGGACGUGGAGGAUGCCAAGCUGUACAUGGACUUCAUCAUUCUGGGGAUCUUCUUUGUGAUUCUCAGAUUAGCUACCUACCUGGUGCUGCGCUACAAGGUCAAGUCGGAGCGAUAGGUCUGACUCUCAAGGCCCAAUCCAAUUCUGAGCAAAGCUACUGUACUCCUGCGUGUGGGUUCCACAUGUAGUUGAUCUCAGUACCAUAAACGCUGCUCGGAAAGCCAGGAACUUCUCUUUUCUCUGAUUAGGUCAUGACGGGACUAGAGAGAGACAUCUUCAAGCGUACUUUUUUUUUUACCUCAGCAAGUAGCAUCUACAAGCGUAUGUAGCUUAAGGUAGGGUGACACUGAUGAUGGCACACAGGUGGAAGGAAGGAACUGGCCUGCAGGAAAAACCAAGAACAGAGAAUGUUUACAUUUCAUAUAGCCUUGGCAUCGCCAGAGGACAUUCUUCUGUUGCACUGUAGUGUGUGUCUGUUUUUAAAGACAAACUGGUAUUUGGUGUUGAUUCAACUGAACUAAACAAAUCACUAUCUUUCACUUUCAUCAGUAGUUUUGUUACAGUUUUUACUGCUGAGAAAUAGAAAAUAAUUAUGACUACUUUUACCUGUUUAAACAUUAUUAAAAAAACACAUCUGUAGAUUAUUAGGCUAUUAAUUGGUUUAUAUUGUAUGAAGAAUACAAGUUCUUCAAAAUGUAUGAUUUUUAGUAUUUUGGUUUCUGUAAUCAUUUUUCAAAGCCUGUCAAGAUUUUUAAUAGAGUUGAAAUUAUUUUUUUAUUUCAAUGAUUUCAUACUGUUUACAUACUACAUUAUCUACGGCACUGUAUUAAUGCAAUGUUUCUGAGUUUAGAUUGGUUCUAGUUUAUUGAAAGGUGGCUAAUAUGCCACCUAACAAUGGAUGAUUUUAAUACUAUAAUGCCCGUUUCAUACACUUUAUGCAUGACUAACUACCACCUUGUGCACAAGCAUAAAUAUUUUAUUUUUGAGAACUUGAUGUCUUGUACAGUAUAUUGUCUGGGUUGCAAAUUGGACAUUGGUUGGAAUUUAAACCCAGGUUUUAUGAAAAUCAUUAAAGAAAAGUGAAAAUAGGAUUCAAUUGAUCAAAUCCUGACUUUUAUACAGCACAUUGUGAUACGCCUAUGAGAUCCAUCAGGUUGGCCUGUUACCAUCAUUCUGUUUGGGUUAUAGAAACUCAGUGUAUUAUAAUGCACCUUUCUGGUAUUUUAAUGAAGACUUCUUACUUUAGUGAUUAUGCUGAAGGCACAUGCACAGAUGGGUCUCAUACCACAUACCUCAGUGGGCUAACAAUAACCCUACUCGACCAGGACCGAGCAUUUGCACUUUUGCUUAUGAAAAAGUGCACUUGCCAC